AGCCGGGAGUACGGAGCCUCUCUCGUUCGCCAUUUCCCUAAGUAGCAACAGAGAAGCAGAUCUUCAUCAUGAAACGGAUGGCGUUUGUUCCUCCGUCGGACUGGGCCAAGCUCUACGCCAGGCUGGAGGACUACCGAAUGACGUUGAAAGCUCCUGUGGACACCAUCGGGUGCCACAUGCUGCGCGACCGGACCGCGUCGAAGGAAACGCAACGAUUCCACACGUUGGUGGCGCUCAUGCUCAGCGCGCAAACAAAAGACGGCGUGACGGCGGUCGCAAUGCAAACACUGAUGCAGCGCGGGCUCACACCGCAGUCGGUCCAAGCAAUGACGGAAUCAGAGCUGGACUCCUGCAUAUGCAAAGUUGGUUUCCACAACACAAAAGCAAAGCAUAUUAAACAGGUAGCGGACAUUAUUGUGAGGGAUUACAACGGCAACGUGCCGCGAGAAUACAGCGAGCUGAUCGCCUUUCCAGGUGUUGGACCGAAGAUGGCGAAUUUAUUCUUUCAAGAUGCAGAUCAUCGCAUCAUCGGCAUCGGUGUGGACACACACGUGCAUCGCAUCUCCCAGCGCUUCGGCUGGGUUCCCAGCACUGUGAAGACGCCAGAGGACACGCGCAAGGCCCUCGAGUCGUGGCUGCCUCGCGAGCACUGGGGCACCGUUAACCACCUGCUGGUGGGUCUCGGGCAGACAAUCUGCACCCCACUGCGUCCCAAGUGUGACGCGUGCAAGCUGAGCGACGUCUGCCCCAACGCGUUCAAAGAGACGAAAGCUGCGGGUGAACCGAAGCUGUCGACGCUGAGGUCUCCCAAAAAGAAGCCACGAGCGGCCGCUGGACCAUCCGAUGACGUUGCCGAAAACCCAACGCGAAAGAGAGAGAAAAGAUGA
Leptomonas pyrrhocoris is the source of this 887-nucleotide messenger RNA. Its product is annotated as putative endonuclease III. Bases 69 to 887 code for a protein of 272 amino acids. NCBI's taxonomy places the organism in Eukaryota, Euglenozoa, Kinetoplastea, Trypanosomatida, Trypanosomatidae. Gene Ontology annotation, molecular function: oxidized pyrimidine nucleobase lesion DNA N-glycosylase activity; 4 iron, 4 sulfur cluster binding; DNA-(apurinic or apyrimidinic site) endonuclease activity. The transcript has a single exon. Gene Ontology annotation, biological process: base-excision repair; nucleotide-excision repair; base-excision repair, AP site formation. The record is from RefSeq and is a predicted model, not a curated record. Gene Ontology annotation, cellular component: nucleus.